Messenger RNA from Helicoverpa armigera (cotton bollworm), 1244 nucleotides. RefSeq names its product sn-1-specific diacylglycerol lipase ABHD11. The record is from RefSeq and is a predicted model, not a curated record. The coding region runs from base 104 to 1030 and encodes 308 amino acids. Gene Ontology annotation, molecular function: carboxylic ester hydrolase activity. Gene Ontology annotation, cellular component: mitochondrion. The transcript is spliced from 4 exons. NCBI's taxonomy places the organism in Eukaryota, Metazoa, Arthropoda, Insecta, Lepidoptera, Noctuidae.
CAUUUUGAUAUUGAUUUUGGCCUAAGAAAAUUUUUAAUUCAUUAUUUAUGUAAUUAUCAAAUUAAAUAAAUUUCGCUUUUCUGUGAAUAAACAUGAACAUGAAAUGAAUACUCGAAUAGGAACAAAUGCCUUAAAACUAAAUCAAUGUGUAGGUUUCAAAGCAAUAAUAAGGACGAUUCUAAACAAAUCGAAAGCGGUGGAUCUGGUGUUUAAAGUCUAUGGUCCCAGCCUAACACCUGAUACUGUGCCUAUAAUAGUGCUCCAUGGUUUCCUGGGCAGCAUGAGAAAUUGGCAGAGCAUGUGUAAUAGAAUAACCUCGCACACAAACAGAUCUGUGAUAGCAGUGGACGCUCGUAACCAUGGCGACAGCCCGCACGCUGAUUCCCAUAACUACCUCGACCUAGCAGCUGAUGUCUCUAAGCUAAUAACAAAGUUAGCUAUCAAAAAAAGCAUCAUUAUCGGCCACAGCAUGGGAGGCAGAACUGCAAUGGUUUUGUCCUUGUCAGAGCCAUCCAAAAUAGCAAGUCAGGUCAUAGCUGAUAUAUCACCGGUCACGACCACAACUGGUUUAAAAGAUUUCUUUCCGAAGGUUUUAGAAGUAAUGGCUUCUGUCGACUUUAAAGGGAAAGAUUUGGUUAAUGCACAAAAGGAAGCUAAAAAUGUUAUAUUGAAAAACGAUUUAUUCGAACAUCCAGAAAGCGUCUACUUCAUCUUAAUGAAUAUUGGGAGGUUACCUAAUAAUACUUACGGAUGGAAGUGCAAUGUUCCAACAUUAAAGAAGGAUUUCCAUCACAUCGCCGAUUUUCCUAAAGACGUUUUGAGUGGAAGAACUUUUGAGGGUCCUGUGCUAUUCAUCGGUGGUUCUGAAUCGAGCUUUAUUCCACCUGGAGACAUAACCGGGAUCAAACAGUUGUUUCCCAAAGCUGUUCUUCGCUACAUUCCAAAUGUCGGCCACAACGUGCAUGCUGAAGACCCAAAUGCCUUUUUUAAUAUGGUUGUACAAUUUUUAGCGGACGUUGAAAAGAGAUAAGCCCAAGCUUGGUGCUUUUAAGAUAUCUUCGAUCUAAUAAAGAAGUUCGCUGUCAACAAAGGUAUUCUUGUUGGCCACAGCAUUGGAGCCAUCCAAAAUAGCAAGGCAGAUCGUAAUAGAUAUAUCACCGGUCUCGACCUGCCAAAGCCUAAAAAAAUUCUUUCCGCAUGUCUUAGAAGUAAUGUCGGCCAUGGACUUUAAAGGGAAAGAUUUG